AGAUUCUUCCACUGGAAGUCCACAAGAAUCACACAGAGAACAUUUUUAGAGGGCGAAAAAAGAGAAAAAUUGAAAAAAUUCAAUUGUCAAAACAAUUUGCGUCGUUUUUUCCGUGAUUGCAAAUUGCAAUGGAUUGCAGCGGGGCGACGUUCUAAGAGACACCACGAUGGCGUCUGUGUUGGGAGAGGAGGUGGUCCGAUUCUUCCCGCUGCGCAGUAGUCAGGAUGUUGUGGAUUUGUUCAGGCACCAGCUGGAACGGAAUUCCGACGGUCCGGACCUCACGCUUCUUUCAAUUGUCACGGGCAUCAUUGAGAAUACCCUGACGCGUGGUCGUGGUGCGGAGGUGGGAACGGCACAGGGUGUCGAGGAGCUGAGUAACUUCCCGGUGAUUCCCAUUGAAGCCGUUGAGGUGUUAUAUAAGAAGUUCAGGACCAUUCUUGCAACUGUGGAGGGAAAAUCAGCCGGUAGGAGUGCACGCCGGGAGUUUGCGACGCGCGAACUGAUAAAGAAGGUGUCAGAUGUGAUUUGGAAUUCACUGAUAAGGAGUUCGUACAAAGAUCGUGCCCACCUGCAGAGUCUCUACAGCUACCUUGCUCACAAUAAAUUGGAUUGCUUUGGGGUGGCAUUUGCAGUGGUGGCAGGAUGUCAGAUACUUGGCUAUUCCGAUGUGCACCUUGCCAUUUCCGAAGAUCACGCCUGGGUGGUGUUUGGACGUACGCAAGAUGAGACGAUCGAGGUGACAUGGCACGGGAAGGGCUUUGAGGAUAAGCGUGGACAACCUGUUUCAGCUGGUGUGGAGUCCCAAUCAUGGCUCUACCUGUGCGGCCAUCCAGUAAUCUGUACACGCCAUAUGGAAGUUGUUGCACUCGUAUUGGCCAUAAAUCCCUCCCUGAGCAUCACAAGCGCCUGCUUGGAGGUGACGGAACUGCAACAGCAGCUACUGUGGCUCCUCUAUGACAUGGGACACAUGGAGAAGUAUCCGAUGGGAUUGGGGAGUCUCGGUGAGUUGGAGGAAAUGUGCCAGACGGACAAGAGGCCAGCAAGUGAGGAACUUUACGAGGAAUCCGUGCAAUCUGCACGUACGUACUACAAGAACUACCAUGUGUAUCCCUAUACAUAUCAGGGAGGCUACUACUAUCGCAAGAAUUUGUACAAGAGCGCCUUUGCUGCGUGGGCUAAUGCUGGAGAUGUCAUCAGACUAUACAUUUAUUCGCGGGACGAUGAGGAAAUCUACAAGGAGUUGCUGGACAUUGCCAAUGAGCAAAUUCCUCUGAUAAUGAAGACAGAAAGUUCAGGGCAUUCAGCACACAGUAUUCUACGGGAUCCUCAGUGUUUCGCCAAUCUUUUGAGAUUCUACGAUGGUAUUUGCCAGUGGGAAGAGGGUAGUUUAACACCGAUCCUUCAUAUUGGCUGGGCAAAGCCUCUUGUGAAUACCAUUUCCAAAUUUGACUACGACAUUCGAUCCCAGGUGACCAUCAAUUGUGCCAGUGACGAGGAGGAUUUGCUAUCGUCAAUUGCCAUAGUGAACCGCAAAGAGGCUACAAAGCAUCACAUGUUUGAGGAGAGUUUGGAGGAGAAGAGACGACGCGAUGGCAUGAAUAACAAUCUCAUUACGCCGGGGAAGGAAGACAAGGGGGAUGGGGGGAAGAAUUGCAAAGAGAAUGGGAGUGAGGAUGUGGCAAAACUUCCGCCAACACUUGAGGCUCUCACGGCGGCGUGUGGGGAGAAAAUUCUCAAUCCGGAUUUUCUCCUUCAAGGUGGGGGUCAACCGUUUACGGAGACCCAACAAACACCCCCAAAUGAGGCUGAAAAGUGUGUGGAUGAGGUGAAAAUAUGCCCACCGCCAAAAGUGGAGGAAGUGAAGAAGGAUGAGAACCUCGAGAAGGGCAAAGUUGACAAGGAAGCUAGUGAAAAAGCAAAAUUGGAGGCUGAGCUGAAGACACCCUCGUGUGGUGACCCCGUGAAGAAUGAUGGACCAAAAUUUGAGCCGAAAGACGAUGAGGAUGAGUUACGGCCCAAGAGACCCGUGAUAAUGCUCUAUAGUCACAAAAUGAAGGGACUAAAGGAUCUCCUACUUGCGGAGAAGCUCAACACACAUGCAAUCUCCCUUCAGGUCACUGCACAGAGUCAAGUGGGUGGGAAGAAGGGACGAGGUGGUGUCUUCUCAUCCAGUCACGGUGGAAGCAAUCUCAGUCAUUCGGUCUCCAUUGGCAGUUCCUCGAGCUUUGAUUCCGAAAUCAGCGGUGGAAGUUCGCGUCCCAAGAGAUCAAGGCGUGAGUAGAAAAGAAAAAGAAAUUCCUAUCCCAUUUUUUUUUGUGACCUCUCUACACUAGAGGUAAAGGCUUUAAGUUUGCAAAUUAACCACCCCCUCCCCCCCAUGAACUCCCGUAGAAGGCAGGAUUGGUAAGAAAAUGAACUCUUGUGAUUCAUUGGGAAGGAAAAUUUGACAAUUAAUGAUUGAAAUUUUAAGAAAAAAAGCUUGAAAAAUUUAGAUUUUAUCUCACAACUGUGAGAGAAUGAAAACUUUCUUUAAAAUUGAUGUGAAAAUACCUUCUGCAGUGCCAUUCACUAGAAGAAAGAAUGACCUAAUUAUUUUAUUUUUAAAAGAAAGAAAAAAACAUUGAUUGUCACAAAUUAACUCCCAAUGAGUGUAAAGCAUGAGGAAAAGAAUAAUUGAUUAUGGAAUGAAGUGAUUUUAUUUCUUACAAAAAAAUAUAUCUUUAAAAAAGAUAUUAAAAAAAUGUAAGAAAUAGUGAAAAGGAGCAAAUCAAAAGUAUUUUUUGUAGUUUUUUAGCAAUUACCUUUUAUACAAUGAUUUCCCGAGGAAAUCUUGUUUUAAUCACAACUACUUCCUAUUAUUGCCUACAAAAUAUUUUUAUUUUAGAAAUCAUAUUAAAAAUAUAUUUUUUAAUUUUAUUGCUUUAACAUAAUGCCUAAAACUUCUUUAUUUAUUUAUCUGUUGUUCUAUUUUUAAUCUAUUAAUUUACCUGAAUGUUUAAAAAAUGUUCUACUUUUUUAAAAUUUUUUUUACAAAGUACAUUAUAUCACGCAAUGGUUAAACCAUGCGGUAAAAAAAGAAGAAAAAAAUUGUUAUUAAAAAAAAAAACAUUAUUUGGUUCCUUGUUGAAAGAGAAGAGAUAAUGAAAAGAAGAAAUUAUUGUUGUAAUGUGAGAGAGAGAGAGGAAAAAAUUGUUGAAAUUUUUUUAUUCGUUUUUUGUUUAUUUGUUGCAUUUAAUAUUAAAUUCAGAAGAAGAAAAAAGAACAAAAUUCAUCAACAUUAAAUACGAAGAAACAAAGUCAGUUGCAAAGAUUUUGCAUAAAUGGAAGAAAAGUACAAAUUCCGUGGUUUCUUGUGCGCAAGUUUAAAAAAAAAAAAACAAAGAUAAAAGAUUGCCAAGAGCCAUAAAAAUAAAAAAAAUACAUUGUUUACUUAAAAAAAAUGAAAAAGAAGAUAAUAAAACAAAAAAAAGCUUUUACUUUCUUGGGAUAAAUUGAGAAUUUUUCCAAAGGGUGGACAAAAUCGUCCACAUAGUGGACGUUAAAAUAUCUUUAAAUGAAUUUUUCUAGAGACGUGGUUAAUAUGACAAAAAAAAAUAAUAAAAAAAAUAAAUUCAGGGGUGCUAGAGAAUUUUUGCUGUCUGAAGAGAAAGUUGACAAAAAAAAUUAUUCAAAAAAAAAUGAAGAGCAAAUAACACGUCUAUAAAAUAAAAAAAAGAAUAUAUUUUGAAAUAAAAUCAAAUAAAAGGUGAAAGGAUAACAAAAAAAAAAGUAUAAAAUAAAAACAAAUAUUAGUGGAAACCCAUUUUUCUAUCGAGCAAUUUUCUUGUAUACUUUGUAGUAAAAGAUAAAAAGAAAACAAUCAAAUCAAUAAUGAAGAACAAAAUUAAUAGUUGACAAGAUUAAUCUAAAAAUUAUUUGCUAUCGUUGCUCAAAGUGGUUAAAAGAAUUAGAUUAAAUUGAAACUUAACGUAGAGCCUACAUCCUUGCAGUUGAAUUGCUGUCCCGAUUGAUUUCUUAAGUCAUUGGAAGACCUGUUUGUAAUAAUUUUUUUCUUUAAGUUCCUCCCUUAAAAUUUGAAGGGAAACUUUAAAUUCACGUACCAAGGCCAUAGCCAGAUUAUUCAAUAUGUGUUUUUAAUUAUUUAUUAUACAUUCAAAUGGUUAAAAACAACGUCUUAGGAGUUGUCAAAAUGUAACAAAACAAUCAAUUUUUAACUUUUUAUUAUAUUAAUUCCGCAAUUUUAGCGUUUAAUGUUUUUUCUAACGUUUAACAUUUCUUUGAUAAUGUUUAACAUUUAUUUUAAUAAUGUUUGACAACCCAUUUUGAAAGAUUGACAUUUCUUUUGAACAUUUGACGUUCUCUUUCUGACGUUUAACGUUUCCCUUUUAACAGUUAACGUUAGACAUAUUUUUUUAAGUUUGAUUUCCUUUUUCUAACGUUUAAAAUUUCUUUUCUAUUGCUUAAGAAAUAUGAAUGAUCUUGAUAAAAAAAACUCUCAAGAUUCUUUUAUGACGUUUGACAUUUCUUUUCUAACAUUUGAGGUUUAUAUUUUAAGACUAACCUUUAUUUUUUCAAAGGUUGAACAAUUUUUUUGGAAGAUUGAUUUUUUUAACUUUAAAAAAGAAACUGCCUCAACUUCUACAGAGCUUAGACAACUUAGCUCCCUUUUUGGCUAUGCUACUUCGACGUACAUACGUGUCCUUAAUAAUUUCUAAUUUUUUUGCCCCUGAGCAACGAACCUUGAGCACGCUUUUACAUCAUUAUGUAGAUGACUCAGCAUAACGCGUAUUCCUUUUCUUCUCACUUUCUAUUGAUCAUAAUUUUUUUUGAAAAGUCAGAAUAGGUGCUUUUUAUAUACAAUCUGCAACACUUCUAUUUUAUUAUUAAUAUACUUAUAUAUUUAGUUAAUGUUACUAGUAGAUGCAAGAAUAGAAUUUAUUAUUAAUAGAUUUUUAAUCAGUCAUAGUUUCGUUGCAAUUUAUUGUCAUCGUAUAGAAAAACAAACGCUUCUUAGCAUUAUAUAAUUAUAUUAUGUAUUUUAUUUUUAGUUUUCUAUAUUUAUAUUAAAAUUAAAAAAAAAAUGAAAACACUGUGACAUUCAUGAAAAUGAAAAUAGCUUCUACGUAUUUUCCACACUUUUAAAAGCAUUAUUAGAGAAUAGUUUUAGUUUUUAAAAAAAGUGAAAAUAUUUCCUACAAUUUGUUAUUUAUUUUCUAAGUUUUUUUUUCUAUAAUUCACACUGAGCACAGUAUUUUUUCUUAUAGAAAUACGUAUACUACAUUUUUGUUUGUUUUCUUAACUUGCAAUUAAAACAAUGAAGAAGUUUUUUUUUUUAGUUUUCUCACACUUUUCCCGUAACAUAAAAAAAACAGCAAAUCAAGAAUAUAAAAUGUUAUUGAAAGUAUUUAAAUAAAAAGAAAAAGAAGAAAUGUGUUUGCUGUUUUAUGAAAACAAGUAAAUAGAAAAUAUUUAUUAUAAUUAAAUAAAACAUAACAAUGGUUAAUAUAUUUGAAUUUCAUCAUUAAAGAAAAAUAAACAAAUAAAAUGAAAUAGAUCCAGUAAAGAAAAAAAGAAAUGGAAUCAUUUAAUGAAGAAAAAUAAAAGAAAAAAAUAUGAAAUAUCCAUAGAAAAAAAGUUAUAAAGCAUCAAUAUUUACUGAAAAAGAAUUAAAAACAAUAUUAAGUAGAGAAAACAAAUAAUAGAGACCUCAAUUUUCUUUUUUAAAAGAAUAUUCAUCCUAUAUUAGAAUUUUUAGAGGCCUGUGAUGCAAAAGCAAAAUACAGAAUUUAACAAAAAAAAAGAAAAUGUAAAACCUACAUAAAAUAAAAAAUAGAAUAAUAUAGUGAUGAUAUUGUCUUGCUGACAGAACUUCCUUCUUUUACCUUUGAUAUUUCUCAGAAAAUUAUUAAAUAAAUUGUAAUCAAAUCUUUCUUUCCACGCCACAGUGAUAAAAAUUUUCAUUGUAAUAGUUGCGAAAAUAAAAAAAAUGCUUUUAAAUUUUCAAGUUAAAAUGCAGAAAUUCACACAAAAUAGAAGAAAAAAAUGAAACAAAAAAAGUACACAUUAGUAAGAAUUUAAAGUAAAAAAAAAGAGAAAAAUAAAAGAAGAGAAAACAGGAUAAUUGUAGGCUAUACAGAAAAUCAUCCUGAAUGAAGGAGAAAAUAUAUGAAUUUUCUGUAAUUUGAUGUUAUAAGUAAAAAAAAAUUAUUAUAGAUGUCAAAUAAAGAAAAUUAUAUGCAAA
Messenger RNA from Lutzomyia longipalpis, 6241 nucleotides. RefSeq names its product menin (gene Mnn1). Lineage: Eukaryota; Metazoa; Arthropoda; Insecta; Diptera; Psychodidae. The transcript is spliced from 3 exons. Gene Ontology annotation, cellular component: chromatin; histone methyltransferase complex; nucleus. Bases 167 to 2281 code for a protein of 704 amino acids. Gene Ontology annotation, molecular function: transcription cis-regulatory region binding; chromatin binding; Y-form DNA binding. The record is from RefSeq and is a predicted model, not a curated record. Gene Ontology annotation, biological process: negative regulation of cell population proliferation; regulation of transcription by RNA polymerase II; negative regulation of cell cycle.